Molecule: messenger RNA, 951 nt
Organism: Prunus avium (sweet cherry)
Lineage: Eukaryota; Viridiplantae; Streptophyta; Magnoliopsida; Rosales; Rosaceae
Source: RefSeq, a predicted model, not a curated record
AUGAAUCAGAAGCAACACGUUGAAACCAUUGUGAUCAAGCAGACAGACCAAGCUCGUAUUAAUUAUCGCAUUCUAUUAACUGCCGCACUUGAUUGCACUAGAUAUUUAUUGAGACAAGGUCUUCCUUUUCGUGGCCAUGAUGAAAGCGAAACAACUAGCAAUAAGGGUAAUUAUGUGGAGCUUUUACAAUUUCUUGCCGAUCAUGAUGAGAAAGUUUGUGCCGUUGUGUUUGAGAACGCUCCAAGGAAUCUCAAGUUUAUUGCUCCUAAAAUUCAAAAAGAGCUUGUCAAUUCUUGUGCCGCUGAAACCAUUGAUGCAAUUAUUAAUGAUUUGGACGAUGCAUUCUUUUCUAUAUUGGUAGAUGAAUCACGUGAUGUUUCAAUAAGAGAGCAAAUGGCGAUGGUGUUGCGUUAUGUGAACAAAAAAGGGCAAGUAAUUGAAAGGUUUAUGGGUGUCCAAUAUGUCUCUGAUACGACUAGUAGCAAAUUGAAAGAGGCAAUUGAGCAGUUGAUUUCUUCAACAAAUUUGAGCAUGUCUAGGCUACGAGGACAGGGGUAUGAUGGCGCUAGUAAUAUGAGAGGUGAGCUCAAUGGUCUUAAAACACAGAUUUUGAGAGAAUAUCCUCAAGUAUAUUAUAUCCAUUGUUUUGCACAUCAACUACAACUAACUCUUGUAGCCGUGGCAAAGGGAAAUGAAAACAUUGCUACUUUCUUCACAACGGCUAGUAGUGUCAUUAAUAUUAUUGGAGCAUCGUGUAAGCAUUGUGAUGCACUUAGAGAGCAACAACAAAAAGAUAUUAUGAAAGCUCUUGAAAUUGAUGAUCUUGAAACGGAGCAAGGGUUAAAUCAAGAGACUACUCUCAAACGUCCUUGUGAUACACAUUGGAACUCACAUUAUGAUACUUUACUUAGUAUUAAUACUAUGUUUCAACCCCAUGAUGAAGGUGCUUGA